AUGACAAGAGGAACAGGAACAAUUGAUCUAGAAGAUGGAAGUGAUGUCAUUUCAUUGACUGAUAAUACUACUUCUACAACGACAACGAGAUCAGCAAAAGACAACAAAAAAAAACAACAACAACAACAAAGAAAAAGAAGAAUAAUUUCGAUAACUCAAAGAUAA
Cavenderia fasciculata is the source of this 165-nucleotide messenger RNA. RefSeq lists its product as uncharacterized. The coding region runs from base 1 to 165 and encodes 54 amino acids. The record is from RefSeq and is a predicted model, not a curated record. NCBI's taxonomy places the organism in Eukaryota, Evosea, Eumycetozoa, Acytosteliales, Cavenderiaceae. The transcript has a single exon.